CAUUUAUCCGGCUGUGUGAGAAUGGAAUUUUUGCAGAGCUUCCGAGCUUUUCGAUCGGAGGAAACAUCUCCACCUCUCCCCGCGUGAUCUCCAAUCGCCGUCACCGGCAUUGCUUCGUUGUUCAUCCAAAUUGUCAGUUGUGUUAAGGGGUUUGAUGGAUAAUUAGAGGUUGUUAGAGGAAAUUCCCUUUCUUUAUAUAGAGAGUUUUGUGCUCGCGGGAACAAUGUCAACUAGGGGAGAACAUCACACAGUUCCACUUUCUGUGUUGCUUAAGCGGGAAUCUGCGAAUGACAAAAUAGAGCAUCCUGAACUUGUGUACGGACAGGCUAACCAAAGCAAGAAGGGAGAGGAUUUUGCACUUCUAAACACAGAGUGCGAAAGGGCCACAGGAGAUGGUGUUUCUACUUUCUCAGUAUUUGGGAUUUUUGAUGGACACAAUGGAAAUGGAGCAGCUAUCUACACUAAGGAGAAUCUCUUGACCAAUGUGUUAGCUGCAAUGCCCUCCGAUCUUAACAGGGAUGAGUGGGUUGCGGCCCUUCCUAGGGCAUUGGUUGCCGGAUUUGUGAAAACAGAUAAAGAUUUCCAGGAAAGAGCAAGAACUUCUGGAACAACUGUGACGUUUGUCGUAAUAGAUGGAUGGGUGGUAACUGUUGCAUCUGUCGGUGACUCUCGUUGCAUACUGGAGCCUGCAGAGGGUGGUGUCUAUUAUUUGUCUGCAGAUCAUCGACUCGAAAUUAAUGAAGAAGAGAGGGAACGUGUCACAGCGAGUGGUGGUGAAGUUGGUCGGCUGAAUACUGGUGGUGGUACUGAGAUUGGUCCUCUGAGAUGUUGGCCUGGUGGUUUGUGUCUGUCAAGAUCGAUUGGAGAUAUGGAUGUUGGUGAAUUCAUUGUUCCAGUUCCUUAUGUGAAGCAAGUCAAGUUGUCUUCAGCUGGUGGUAGGCUUAUCAUCUCUAGUGAUGGUGUAUGGGAUGCUUUGACAGCAGAAAUUGCUCUUGAUUGUUGCCGGGGAUUGCCACCAGAAGCCGCUGCUGAACAAAUUGUCAAAGAAGCUGUUGGAAAAAAAGGUCUUCGUGAUGAUACAACCUGUAUUGUGGUUGAUAUAUUACCACCGGAAAAACCAGUCGCUCCUUUACCGGCUCCAAAAAAGCAAGGAAAAGGAAUGCUAAAGUCCAUGUUCAAGAGAAAAACUUCCGACUCUUGUUCUAAUAUUGAUAAAGAGUACGAGGAACCAGACGUGGUUGAAGAAUUGUUUGAAGAGGGUUCUGCUAUGCUUUCGGAAAGAUUAGACACGAAGUAUCCUCUUUGCAAUAUGUUUAAGUUGUUCAUGUGUGCGGUUUGUCAAGUAGAGGUAAAACCCGGGGAGGGCGUCUCCAUACAUGCAGGAUCAUCUGUUUGCCGGAAGCUUCGUCCUUGGGAUGGUCCAUUCCUUUGUUCAAGCUGCCAAGAGAAGAAAGAAGCCAUGGAAGGGAAAAGACCAACUGGAGCACUGACGCUGAUUCUGUUCGUGCUUAUGGUGUCGAGCUCCGACUUUGAUAACCGAAAGAUACCAGCAGCCUUUCAUUUCCGGGCAACACCUCGCAUCAGCUAAAAGUAUUCGUUUUCUUUCACGUGGUUCCAGCAACAAAUAUAUCCAUCCACAGGGUCCAACCAUUGUCAAGUUUUAGAGGUAUAUUCCCUUUUAUUUCCUCUUUGAUUCCAUUUUUUUUGUGUAGUUCCUCGUUGCCACGGUGCAUUUGGUAUUCCAAAUGGAUAGAACUAACAGCGAAAGACGGUAUAGAAUCACAGCUUUGAAAUCACGUCUCUAGGGAGGUGAUGUGGGGUUUGCGUGAAAUUUGUUCAUGUAGAUUAGUCGGGACAAAGAAGAAGAAGAUCAGAUUCAUUGUAACUUUACAUGUUAGGUGCAGUGAUUUGUUUGCUAGGGUUGAAGUUAAGGUUCAUUUCUAUGGAAACUCUAUUCUAUAGAGCCGUGUUCCUAAAUCUCUCCAUCACGGGCUUCCCCGUCAUCUGAAGGAUGUAGUUGAGUUGAAAGCCUCGGUGAAUUUCCAAAUUAUUACGAAAAAAAUCAUCAUAUAUAUCUACCUUUUCCAUUUGUUUGUUCUCGCUUCAUAGAUUAGUGUUUUUUUUUUUUAAUUAAGUUAUUGAGCUCGCCCGUUUAUAUC
Messenger RNA from Tarenaya hassleriana, 2159 nucleotides. Its product is annotated as probable protein phosphatase 2C 12. Gene Ontology annotation, biological process: protein dephosphorylation. Bases 224 to 1588 code for a protein of 454 amino acids. The record is from RefSeq and is a predicted model, not a curated record. Lineage: Eukaryota; Viridiplantae; Streptophyta; Magnoliopsida; Brassicales; Cleomaceae. The transcript has 10 exons. Gene Ontology annotation, molecular function: protein serine/threonine phosphatase activity.